AUGACAUCUGCACAAUCCUCAGCUGUAUAUGGAGAACUUCCAAGCACAAGAACAAAUAAAACGGACGAAGGUGCUGAAGAUCACAUCCUAUCUGAGGGCGACGUCAUCUCUGUCAAGCGUAUUCUGAACAACUACCUCCCUGUCGAGAUCGUUGACGAUAUACUUGAUUUUGCUCAAGACAUUUCCAAAGCCCUGAAGAUGCCUAUAGAUCUGUACCGGGGGGACUUGGAGCUGCCAGAAGACGUGAGUAGUGCGGUAGGAGCUGCUAAAGUUCGAUCCCGCGAGGAGAGAAGCAGAUGACACGUCGGAGUAAAUGUCACUGCCCAGGGAUUUUACAAGGAGCAUACGUUUUUCUGGCCAUGUACAGAUGAAUGGAUGAAGCAACGAUCAAUGAAAGGUCUAGUUGGCUUCUCACAUGAGUUUGUUAGGCUACUUGAGCCUGGAGAUAGGGUAGCGCUAAUGGCCGGUGCCUUAUUUCCUGCAUGGAUUAAUCAAGUCAAAAGUGCCUCGAUAGAUGUAUUCUAUGUUAGAUGACGAUUUCGGAACCCAUUACCUCGAGCACGUGCUUAUAC
Molecule: messenger RNA, 572 nt
Organism: Guyanagaster necrorhizus
Lineage: Eukaryota; Fungi; Basidiomycota; Agaricomycetes; Agaricales; Physalacriaceae
Exons: 3
Coding region: 1-300 (99 amino acids)
Source: RefSeq, a predicted model, not a curated record